Molecule: messenger RNA, 1500 nt
Organism: Magallana angulata
Lineage: Eukaryota; Metazoa; Mollusca; Bivalvia; Ostreida; Ostreidae
Exons: 9
Coding region: 100-819 (239 amino acids)
Source: RefSeq, a predicted model, not a curated record
UGUAGUUGACGAUUGCAGCACUUCCGGUUUGACUCGAAACGCACAUGUAAAGUCAAAUCUCAAUAUUCAGAAACAGUUUAUGACAUUGUGGUUGAAAUCAUGAAUGGACGGAAGGAUAAUUCAGCAUAUGGGGCAUAUGCUCCAUACUCAGAUCAAGACAUCAAUGUCCCAGUGACUGCAGGACAGGGAGCCAUGGUGUCACCAUACCUAAAUUUUAACCCAGCAUAUGUCCAGAAUCCGGAAUCUCAGUAUAUUUAUCCAGAGGGAGCCACUGGUCAGCGAGGAAUGUGGGAGAAGAGCUUUUCUAUUAUUGGUUACAGUGUCCUAUCAGGUGGAUCAUUAGGAGCUAUGAAUGGAUUAUACAGAUAUAGGAAAGAAUUAUUAUUAAGAGCGGCAGAAGGAGGACCUAAGCCACCAGCAUUUACAGAGUAUUUCAGAGGCACCUCUUAUAAAGUUUUAAGAAAGCAAGCAUUAACAGCUAUAGCAAAACAAAGUGCAUCAGGGGGACAGUCAUUUGGAAUUAUGGCUCUUUGGUAUACACUGGCCCAUCUAUUGAUCAAUAAAUCUACAGGAUCAGACAGCAAGUGGCACUGUAUCCCAGCGGGACUGACCGCCGGAAUGUUGUAUCAGCUACCUGAACAGCUGCUGCAAAAGGAUGGUGCUGAGGGAAAAGCCUUCAAUCGACAGAUACCAUUUAUUAAUAAAACCAUAACUUACACUAAAAUUCCUCCACUCGUGAAAGGUGUGGGAAUCGGACUCGUUCCAGCCAUGAUCGUGGGAUUCGCUUCAGUCAUUGGAUUAGGAGAUUUAGUGUCAUGAUUCUUGUGUCCACAAGUUUAAAUUUUAACAUUAUAAACACCAAAACAUGAACAAUACAUGUAUGUGUGACAUUGUGAACAAUUAUGUGAUCAUUUCGGACAUGAAACACGUGAAAUGCGGAUUUCACACUAGAAUGAUUUUUUGGCAACAGUAAUGUUUUGUUUUUUUUUACUAUGGGGUUCAAUAUCCCAACUGAUAUAAAAGAUUUGAGAUACCAUUCUACAUAAUAUAUUUGAUAUUACUACAAUUGCACUAAUAGGACUGAUUUUAAUCAUGACAUUCAUGUGGUUCAUGCAAACUUGAUACAAAUAAUAACUAGCAAGCAGUGCUUAGUCAGAAAGUUUACCUAUCAUCUGAUAGGAAAUCAGUUGUUUUAUUUUCAGCCAUACUUUAGCAUACAUGCUGAAAUCCUGUAUGGACAUGAUGAGCAUAGUUAGUGACUCCCUCCUGACUAAAUAUAGAGUGUAAUUUGUUCAAGUAUUUAAGUUUAUUUGUGGAUAUUGAUAACCACUUGUAAACAGGGAAGUGAUCAAUCUACCCAUCAUGAUUCAUGGAUCAUCAUUUUUACUUUAUUUUGUUGGAGGGCCUGUACGGUACAACUGAUCAGGACUGCCUGCCCUGAUUUUUGAUGUGACAGAUUUAUUGUUGCUAGAACAGCAAUAAAUACAUUCAUAAACCAAU